This is a messenger RNA of Protopolystoma xenopodis, 903 nucleotides long. Lineage: Eukaryota; Metazoa; Platyhelminthes; Monogenea; Polystomatidea; Polystomatidae. The record is from the annotation of a GenBank genome assembly.
AUGCAAUCAGAUCAUACAUGGUCAUCCGCCAGCCUGGCUGCUGGCAGCGUGAUCCAUGCAUCUCAUCUGGUUGCUAAAGGCAGGUUGGCCAAUGCCUUCCUAGUGGUGCGACCCCCAGGCCAUCAUGCUAUGCGGUCUGAAGCCUGUGGUUACUGUAUUUUCAACAACGUUGCCAUAGCUGCACUAUCACUUUUGGCUCCACGAUUAGUCUCUUCCGCUAUUUCACCAAUCAACCCAGACAGGCUAAUAUUAGACAGUGAUCAAGUAGGUUACAACAGCAUGUCUAUUACCUCUGUAUUUCAACUACCACCCCAGACAACACAUUAUGAAUCAGCAGUUGCAUUCCCUACUGUCAGCAGUGUUACAGGCACGUUUUCAGUUCCAAAUCCGACUUCUGACUCCAGUCUUGGCUCUGGGCAUCUUUCUUCAAGUGAACGUCCCCCUCUUAUUCCGCAGUCAACUUAUAGCCGAAAUGUGUACCACUUAACCAAAGCCAACACCUCUGCAGAUAGGGUUCCCAGGUUUAUUGGUCAAAAGCAGAGAUCUACGGGCACUGGCUGGUUAGAACGGAUUUUAAUUGUCGAUUGGGAUGUGCAUCAUGGCCAAGGCACGCAAUAUGCCUUCUAUGAUGAUAAUCGCGUUCUUUUUAUCUCUAUUCAUCGAUUUGAAACGGGCAAAUUUUGGCCUAAUCUUCGAGAGUCAGAUUAUGAUUUCACUGGCACUGGUGCGGCAGCCGGGUUCAACACUGGAAUGACGGACAGCGAUUAUUUGGCAAUUUUCCACAAUCUUAUUUUGCCUAUCUCCUAUGAGGUAAAUUGUCCACUUAUCCAAAUAGUGAUAGAAUUGUCGUCCCUUCACCUCUUAUUUAAGUUAUUUGCCUGGAGAAAACUCCAGGCAAAAUAG